This is a messenger RNA of Condylostylus longicornis, 2189 nucleotides long. RefSeq names its product sterile alpha motif domain-containing protein 5. NCBI's taxonomy places the organism in Eukaryota, Metazoa, Arthropoda, Insecta, Diptera, Dolichopodidae. Gene Ontology annotation, molecular function: protein binding. The coding region runs from base 745 to 1686 and encodes 313 amino acids. The record is from RefSeq and is a predicted model, not a curated record. The transcript has 5 exons.
AAAUGAAUUUAUGAAAAACUUUAAUUUUGCAUAUUUAUUGGGGCAGUAGUUUGAAGUGGAAAAUUUUUCCACAAAGUUGAAAAAUAAUAUUUUUCCAUUUUUUAUUUUAUUUUAAAUUUAUCUCAGAUGAGCACAGUCGCUAGUAAAGAGUAUAUAGUUUGUAAUUCAAUUAAUAAAAAUAUAUUUUAAAACAUUGCAAGGUAGUUAAUUAAGAAUGAGUAAUAACUCAGGUAGUUCAGUUAUUCGAAAUAGAUAGAGAACAUUGUAGAAUUAAAAUCCUUAAAUAAAGAAUGUAAUUAAAAUCCAUUGUAGCUGCAUAUUUAUCUGGUUUAAAGAACUUUCGUAUUACGCCAAAAUUAAAAUUAUUCUCCUUACUAACACAAUUUCCCUCGUAUACUGCGCUCUAUUUGACAAGUAACACCAAGUUCAUACAAUUCAACUUCUAAGCAGUAUUGUACGGCCAACAGUGUGAAACGCAUUUUUGACUAAGUUUAUAAAUAAUUGGUGCCCCUUGACUGUAUUUUUUGCAAUACUUUAUUUUUAACUAUAAAGCACUACAAAUUUAAGUUAUUCUUAAAUUAUAUGAUUUCAGAUAAAUUGGAAAAUUUUUCAACAACGUUGAUUAUGAUUUCUAAUUAAAUAAUAUUAAUUGGAUUGGAGUACGUUUUGGAGAGUGGGAGUACCAUAUAUUUUUCUUUUAUAUUAAAUUAUGUUAAAUUUAUUAUAUAGCUAAAUAUAACUGUUAUGGCUGCUAGUAAAAAUGUCGUAUCCGAAUGGUUACGUGUUAUUGGACUACCACAAUAUUCCGAUAGUUUUAUGGAAAACGGUUAUGAUGAAUUGGAAAUAUGUAAACAAAUUGGAGAAGUUGAUUUAGAUGCUAUUGGCGUUGAAAAUAUGACACAUCGCAAUAAAAUUAUAAGAAGUGUUCGAAAUUUACGUGAAAAGGGAGCAGCUAUAGUUUAUGUCAUGAUUAAUGAUCCCAAAGCUUUAACUAGAAGUAACGAAAUUUUAUCAGAAUGUGAUAUUGAAACUACACCAAAAAAAUUAGAAUAUGUAAUGAAAAAGCAUUUAGAAGCUGAUGGUAUACGAUUAACUGCUCAUCCAUAUUCUACUCCGGAAGGAAAUCGUGGUUAUUUAGAGGGACUAGCAGCACAUUAUAGUAGGCAUAUAUCAAUGCCUUAUGAAAACGUUUUAGAAGCUAUCGAAAAAUGCCGUCAAUCUAAAUGGACUGAAAGGCAUAUACGUGCAACUGCCGGACUAACAACAAGUCGUCCUUUUAGAGAUCCAAACAAUUCAUUAAGUUUACAUAGCAAUCAAAACCCACCAAUUUAUACACCUGGAAAAUAUUUACCAUCAAGUUGCUUAUCGAAUAGGGAAGAAAAUGAAAUUUAUAGCUUCACUAGUCAGGAUAUGGCGUGUAGAAUUCCAAGAAGUGUUAUUGAAAGUAAAUCAACUUUAAAUUUGAGUAGUCGGCAAGAUCGAAGAACAAAGCGAACUACUAUGUUUACCCGAUUUUUGAGUAAUUUCAAAAUAAAUGCUGGUGAUAUCCAUCAAGUGGAAGGAGUGCAAUUGAAGCUAAAAGAUCAAAAAGCCGCUUUUACAAAAAAUAAAGGACUCCUUGACGUACGAAAAGAAGUCACUAUACAUUCGAAAGUAAUGAGUGAAUCGUAUCCUAAGGAGAACUGAAAUAAAAUUGAACAGAUUUUAAUUUAAAUAUAUUUAUAUGUAUAUAAAAAAUUUAAAUUAUAUAAAUCUGUUUAUAUAAACACAUGCAUACAUACAUAUAUGUAAUGAAUUAGAAAUAAUAAUAAUUUCAUGUAAUGGAAAGAAUCAAUUAGAACGGAUCAAUAUAUAAAUCAAUUAGUUCAACUUGUUCAAUGUUAAAAAAUAAUUGUGAUUAAUAAAUGCAUUAAAUAUAUAUAAAAGAAAAAAAAACAUAAUGGUGCCAGAAAAUAUUUAAAAUAUCUAUACAUUUUAAAAAAUUAAAUUAAUAUAAUAAUGGUUAAUUAAAAAAAAAUUAUAUUAAACAUUAUCAAAACGAAACAUCAUAAUUUAUAUACACACAUGCAAUUAUAUUUAUAAAAAACCAAGUAUAAUAUGUUAAAAAUAUUUUAAAUAUUAAGAAUUAAAUUCGUAGUUUUUAUGAUAUAUACAUAAAAUUAUAUAUAUAUACAUAUGUAUACACAUAC